Molecule: messenger RNA, 502 nt
Organism: Hibiscus syriacus
Lineage: Eukaryota; Viridiplantae; Streptophyta; Magnoliopsida; Malvales; Malvaceae
Product: universal stress protein PHOS34-like
Exons: 4
Coding region: 1-477 (158 amino acids)
Source: RefSeq, a predicted model, not a curated record
AUGGAUUCGGAGAAACCUGCCAUGCUGAUAGCCGUGGACGAUAGUGCACACAGCAUGUACGCCCUCGAAUGGACCCUCGAUCACUUCUUCGUACCCUUCGGAUCCCUCCAACCGUUCCGACUCAUCGCCAUCCACGCCCGACCCAUCCCCAUAUCGAUCCUUCAACUCGCCGGACCGGCAACUGCAGAGAUCAUACCGAUGAUGGAGGUCGAUCUAAAGAAGACGGCCGCCAGGAUCACCGAGAAAGUGAAGGAGUUAUGCAAGAAAAAAUCAGUGAACGAGGUUGAUGUCGAAGUAAUGGAAGGUGAUCCGAGAAAUGCGCUAUGUGAAGCUGUUGACAAAUACCAUGCAAAGAUAUUGGUAGUAGGAAGCCAUGGAUACGGUCCUAUGAAGAGGGCUGUUUUGGGCAGCGUGAGUGAUUACUGUGCUCACCAUGCUCACUGUUCUGUGAUGAUUGUGAAGAAGCCCAAGACCUAAAAAGCUGCAGAUCAAGACCAGAGAU